AUGGAGUUCAGUUCAUUAUACACUGGUACUGCAGAAGAAUUGAAGAACCAGACAUUCAACAUAAUUGUGACGAUGGACGCGUUUGGUAAUCCACUGGGUCUCGCUUCAAAUCUGAAGGAAAGCUUCGAAGGGCUGCUGUUUGAAGGCAAUUUGAGUGGAUUUGUUAGCGGUUUGGGCUAUGGCGUCACAAACAGCAUAUCAAAGGUAGCUUCGUCAAUGGCGACAGGUGUUGGAUCGUUAACUUUUGAUGAGCGCCAUGAGCUGAUGAGGCGCCGGAUGUUGCGCUGUCAGUCUCAUGCGGACAGCAACAGUGCUCUUGCUCAUUUAUAUUGUGGAGUAAAGGGCUUAGGUGUUGGUGUGUUGGGCGGCUUAACCGCAAUUAUGACGAAUACAUAUAAUGAAAGUCGCAAAGAUGGACUUACGGGUGCAGUACGCGGGAUUACAACGGGAGCAGUGGAUACUGUGACCAAACCCGUGCAGGGUUUUUUCGAUUUGGUCGAGGGAACUGCUUCAGCAUUCAAAGAGAUGGUCGGUGGACCAACAGCAAGGAGAUCGCAUUUCGCGUCUGAUCGUGUCCGGCUUCCUCGUGUGACAAUGAAUUUGCAGUCACUGCUGCCAUGUUAUUCGGAGGAGCUUGCGCUCCUGGAUGUGGAGAUGUUACUGGAUCAAACAGCAGCUGGUCAACAAAUACGACAGUAUGCCUUGGUUUGCUCAGAGCAGUGUUACAUCAUAAGACAGUUAAACGCGGAGCCCAGUAAUGUUGUUCAAAGGAUACCGUACAAACAACUGAAGCUAAUCCAGGCAGUUCCAGUUACUGAGAAAGACAGCUUCGUUGGAACCAUAGGUAUUUCUUGA
Gongylonema pulchrum is the source of this 855-nucleotide messenger RNA. Lineage: Eukaryota; Metazoa; Nematoda; Chromadorea; Rhabditida; Gongylonematidae. The record is from the annotation of a GenBank genome assembly.